Molecule: messenger RNA, 303 nt
Organism: Acaromyces ingoldii
Lineage: Eukaryota; Fungi; Basidiomycota; Exobasidiomycetes; Exobasidiales; Cryptobasidiaceae
Exons: 3
Coding region: 1-303 (100 amino acids)
Biological process (GO): mitochondrial electron transport, ubiquinol to cytochrome c
Source: RefSeq, a predicted model, not a curated record
AUGGCAGCCCUCCGACCCACGGCGAUUCGUGCAAUGGGAGCCCAGCGUGGCGCCUUCAGGCCGAGCCGCGCCGCCCUCGCACCCGCAUCGAAGCCCGUUUUCCAGCCUCACGUCGGACGCUUCGCCGUCGAGAACGUGUACAAGUGGCUCCCGACUUUUGCCGUCUGGGGCGUUGGACUGGGAGGAGCUGUGACACUGUUCAUGAGCCAGGUGCCCCUGUUCCAAAACGACGUCCUCAAGAAGAUCCCCAUUGUCGCUGGCUACUUCGAGGACACUACCCCCGACGAGGACAAGCCCUUCUAA